Molecule: messenger RNA, 1577 nt
Organism: Cynoglossus semilaevis (tongue sole)
Lineage: Eukaryota; Metazoa; Chordata; Actinopteri; Pleuronectiformes; Cynoglossidae
Gene: hoxb13a
Product: homeobox B13a
Exons: 3
Coding region: 269-1237 (322 amino acids)
Biological process (GO): regulation of DNA-templated transcription
Molecular function (GO): DNA-binding transcription factor activity, RNA polymerase II-specific; DNA binding
Source: RefSeq, a predicted model, not a curated record
UGUAACCCGAGGUCCGGCUGGUUUCUCCCCCCAAAGUCUUUGCCUUUGACCGAGUGCCGUCACUCAAUGAUUCACGGAGGUGCGCGUGAAGGUGCGUGUGAAUGACCUGCUCCGUGUGCUCGUGGACAGCAGAGAGAAAGAGAGAGAGAGUGAGAGAGGAGUAAAACCCACAGCAGUGCACCUCACUCAGUCCACGCAGCAGGAACCGGAGCCGCGCUGAAAGGAGACGGAGAGGAGCGGAGAGGGCAGACCGGGAACAGCAGCGCCUAUGACCGCCUCCCUGGUCCUCAAUCCUCGCUGGCCAGCGGAAACGGUGAUGUUCGUGUAUGACAACAACCUGGACGACCUCAACAAGAACAUGGAGGGACUGGUGGGGAGCAGUAACUUCGCCGCGGCCACUGCAGCCAGCCAGUGCCGCAACAUCAUGGCGCAUUCGGCGGCCGCCGCGGCUCUGGGCGGGCACCCGUCCGGCCUCAUGCACUCCUCGGCCGGCUACUCCACAGUGGACGUGUCGGCCGCGGGCUCCGGCGACGGCUCGGCGUCCGCAGGAAAGCAGUGCUCGGCCGGACCGUGUCCCGCCGCGCACCAGAGUUCCUCCGCCGCCGCCACCACGUUACCCUACGGCUACUUCAGUAACGGGUACUACCCGUGCAGGAUGGGGCGGGGUUCGCUCAAGUCGUGCACCCAGGCGGCCGGAGCCGCGCUCAGCUCUCAGUACAUGGACACCACCGUGAACGCGGACGAAUAUUCGAACCACCGCGCCAAGGAGUUCGCCUUUUACCACGGCUACCCGAGUCCGUACCAGUCCAUGGCCAGCUACCUGGACGUGUCCGUGGUCCAGACACUCGGCACCGGCGAGCCGCGUCACGACACCCUGCUCCCGAUGGACAGCUACCAGCCCUGGGCCCUGACCAACGGCUGGGGUGGACAGAUGUACUGCUCCAAGGACCAGGGUCAGGCCGGACACCUGUGGAAGUCCGCUCUCGCUGACGUGGUGGCUCACCAGCACGACGGCUCGCCCUUCCGCCGGGGCCGGAAGAAGCGGAUACCGUACACCAAGGUGCAGCUGAAGGAGCUGGAGAAGGAGUACGCCGCCAACAAGUUCAUCACCAAGGACAGGCGCAGGAAGAUCUCGGCCAUGACCAACCUGUCCGAGCGCCAGAUCACCAUCUGGUUCCAGAACCGCAGGGUGAAGGAGAAGAAGUUCGUGGCCAAAGUGAAGCCCAGUGCGCAGUAGCUGCUGUGUCCGUGGGGUCCACUCGGGAUUUCAGUCAACACAAACUGGGCCACAAACCAAAAAAUAACGGGAAAACGUAAACGUGCAUUUCUGAGAAAAUACAGACUUUCAGCGGAGACGAGUGUGGAUAAAAUGAAGUCCAGGAAAAGAACCCCCCGUCAGAGACGUCCUGUAAAUACACCCCUCACCCCGGACCCCCUCCCUCCCUGCCUGCCAUGAUGUGUCUGUGUCUUUGUCUGUAGUGGUGUUCGUGCCCAGUAGCCUGUAGAUGUCAACACUUUUACUCUGUCCAUAAUGUUUAUACCGCGUGUGAACCACUAAUCCAAAAUAAAUAUUUUAA